Arachis duranensis is the source of this 544-nucleotide messenger RNA. RefSeq lists its product as uncharacterized. The annotation marks the transcript as partial. The record is from RefSeq and is a predicted model, not a curated record. The transcript is spliced from 3 exons. Lineage: Eukaryota; Viridiplantae; Streptophyta; Magnoliopsida; Fabales; Fabaceae.
CCGCCGCCGCGCCACGCCUCCCCACGCUCAAUAAGACAAGAGGUUUCUGUGGCCCUAAAUCGCUCAACUGGUUCAUCAGGAACACGUGACCAUGAUUCACCAGAUGAUAAAUCCAAAUGGGAAUGCGUGAGGAAAGGGGUUUGCUGCAUUUGCUGCGAAAGCAAUAUUGAUUCUCUCUUGUACAGAUGUGGGCACAUGUGCACAUGUUCUAACUGUGCUAAUGAUUUGCACCGAAGUGGAAGGAAGUGUCCAAUGUGUCAAGCACCAGUUGUUGAAGUAAUUCGUGCUUAUUCUAUAUUAUAGUUUAGACAUUAAAAAGGGGUUACAUAUAGCCAAAAUUACAGAAUCUGCACAAGUUUUUAUUUCCUGAAGAUUUUCAAGUACCUUAAUUUUAAGUUGAUGUCCUUCUCCGUCCUUUUGCUUCUUGAUGUGAUUACCUAUAUUUAUGUCAACUUGUUAAGUGCAACAAUGAAACAGUUGAUGGCAAUUUUUUGAGGGCCAUGUUUCUGAAAUAAAUAAAGUAAAUAUCAGUUUUGAUUUUGAG